AACUCUAAGGCUAGUCACACUGCUAGCCAAAUCAAGCGAAGAUUAUAUUAAUAUUUUCAAUAUUUGACUAGUUCAAUUUUGCGACAUGUGGUGGGAACUUCUGGCGCUGCUUCUCGCAGCUCUGUUCCUGUGGGACUACCUAUACAUGAGAAAGCCUUAUAAGAUGUUUGAAGCGGCUGGAGUACGUGGACCCCCUCAUGCACCGUUUUUGGGCAAUGCUCCUCUCUUUAUGAUUGGAGAAUCCGCUGAAACUAUGUUGGAUUUGACAAAACGUUUGAUCGACAAACAUGGUAAAAAUGUUCAAAUCACCAUGUUCCAAGAGUAUGGAUUUAUUACGGCCGAUCCAAAAAUGAUUGAGGCUAUUUUAAGCAAUCAACAGACGAUUACGAAAAAUAGUCUCUACAGUCUCCUACAAGGCUGGCUGGGCACUGGCCUGCUGUUGAGCACAGGAAAGAAAUGGUUCAGACGCCGCAAGAUCAUUACGCCCACAUUCCAUUUUAAGAUCCUCGAACAGUUUGUGGAGGUGUUCGAUCAACAGAGUGCCAUCAUGGCCGAGCAGCUGUACGAUCGUGCCGAUGGCAAGACUGUGAUCAACAUGUUUCCCGUCGCCUGUCUGGCUGCUCUGGAUAUUAUUGCCGAGACUUCGAUGGGCGUUAAGAUUAAUGCUCAGCGAUCCCCCGACUUUCCCUACGUCCAGUCCGUGAAGGUGGUGUCGAAUAUGAUGGCUGAACGUUUUAUGAAUCCACUGCAGCGAUUCGACUUUACAAUGCGUAUCUUCUUCCCUCUCCUGCAUCGCAAACUGCAGAAAAACAUCAAGUCUAUGCAUGAUUUCACCGACAAAGUCAUCGAAGAGCGUCGUGAUGCACUGCAGAAAUCCAUCAAUGAGAAAUCCCCCACAAAUGUGGAGGAGGACGACGUGGGCAGCAAGCGUCGUAUGGCCUUGCUAGAUGUGCUGCUGCAAGCAUCGGUGGAUGGCCAGCCCUUGAGCAAUACGGAUAUUCGGGAAGAGGUCGACACAUUUAUGUUUGAGGGUCACGACACCACAACCAGUGCCAUUUCCUACACCUUGUACCUGCUAGCCAGGCAUCCUGAAGAACAAGCACGCGCCUUUGCGGAAAUUCGUGAAGUUAUUGGCACCGACAAAACAAAGCCCAUCACAAUGCGGGAUCUGGGCGAACUGAAGUAUUUAGAGUGUGUGAUCAAGGAGUCGCUGCGUUUAUAUCCACCAGUGCCGAUGAUCGGUCGUCAUUUAUCAGACGAAUUUACACUUGAUGGCAAAACUUUUGCAGCUAAGACAAACGUGAUUCUACUGACUUAUCAUGCUCAGCGAGAUCCAGACUAUUUCCCAGAGCCAGAGAAAUUCAAUCCGGAACGAUACAAUCAAGAGAACAACAGCAACAUCGAUGUAUUCGCCUAUGCUCCCUUCUCAGCUGGUCCUCGCAACUGCAUUGGACAAAAGUUUGCAAUGCUCGAGAUGAAGAGCACAGUCAGCAAAAUGUUGAGACAUUUCGAGUUGUUGCCGCUGGGUGAGGAUGUGAAACCCAUUAUGAAUUUGAUCCUGCGUUCCACAACUGGCAUCAAUUUGGGUCUCAAGCCUCGAGUCUACUAAAAUCGGUGAAUAUAUUUAAGUCUGUGUAAAUAUCACUUCAAUCUGAUUCAACGUUCCACAACUAACAUAUGUGUGAAUCGUUAGAUUUGAGUUUAUUAAAAAUGCUGAACAUA
Messenger RNA from Drosophila albomicans, 1722 nucleotides. Its product is annotated as probable cytochrome P450 4d14. The record is from RefSeq and is a predicted model, not a curated record. The coding region runs from base 86 to 1609 and encodes 507 amino acids. The transcript is spliced from 4 exons. Gene Ontology annotation, molecular function: heme binding; oxidoreductase activity, acting on paired donors, with incorporation or reduction of molecular oxygen; monooxygenase activity. NCBI's taxonomy places the organism in Eukaryota, Metazoa, Arthropoda, Insecta, Diptera, Drosophilidae.